UUUUUUUUUUUUGUUUUGUUUUCUAAACAGAAACAAUUUGCUACAGUUGAUAGAUAUAACUAUAUAUUUUUUGUUCAUUAAUUCAAAUGGCUGCUGCAGGUUAUCAACGUCUAGAUAUUGAACCAAAAGAAAAUAUUCAAUUAAGUGAAUUGGUAAAUGAUGAUCGCAGACCUUUGUUAAAUACUACAACUUCGCAAGCUACUUUAUCGUCAUCCGGUUCAAUUACACAAUUAACAAAACAAUGUACUCUAUACACUGAAGAUUAUGAUGAGCAACAUGCAACUGCAACAUCUAUGAGUUGUAUCAUUAAUUUAUCAAAUACUAUUUUAGGAACAGGUAUGCUUGCAAUGCCUUCAGCAAUGGCAUCUGUAGGCCUUUUGCCUGGAAUAUUUUUAAUUUUGUUUUCAGCACUUGCAUCAGGUACUGGAUUAUAUUUUUUAUCUCAAUGUGCUGCUCGUACAGAAGGUCAACGCCAUUCAUCCUUCUUUGCUGUAUCCAAAUUAACUUGGCCUAAAAUCGGCGUUUUAUUUGAUUUUGCAAUUGCCAUCAAGUGUUUCGGUGUAGCCGUGUCUUAUUUAAUCAUCAUAGGUGAUCUAAUGCCACAAGUUAUUACUCCAUUUUACACGCACGAAGAUGGAGCUUAUUUCUUAACUGAUCGUCGUUUUUGGAUUACUGUAUACAUGCUAACGUUAGUUUUGCCUUUAAGUUUCUUGAGAAAGCUGGACUCUCUCAAAUAUACAAGUUUAAUAGCUCUAGUGGCGGUAAUCUAUCUUUGUGUCAUUGUUAUUUAUCAUUACUUUUCUCCUAUUUUCUCUCCAUUACCAAAGGACUCAAUUGACUUGAUAAGUAUCAAUACUAAAAUUUUGGGUCAAUUACCUUUAUUUGUUUUUGCUUUUACAUGCCAUCAAAAUAUUUUUACAGUGUAUAAUGAACUAAAAGAUAAUAGUAAAAAAGGAAUAUCAAAAGUGAUUAUUAUGUCUAUCGGUAGUUCUGCAUUCAUUUAUGAAGCAAUUGCUAUCAUAGGGUAUUUAAGCUUCGGUAAAAACGUUCGAGGAAAUAUUAUUAUGGAAUAUCCAUCUAGUUAUUUCGUUGCAGGAGGUCAAUUUGCCAUUGUUAUGCUUGUUGUAUUUGGUUACCCUCUUCAAGCGUAUCCUUGUAGAGAAUCGUUAGACAAAGUAAUCUCUUGGUGUUCAUCUAAUUUAUCAUCAAAAGAAAAUCAUCGAACCACAGCCUAUUCAUCUGCAUUCAAGUACUUUGCCAUGACAACGACAAUUUUGAUAUGCAGUUACAUAGUCGCUAUCUGUGUUACUCAACUUGAUUUGGUUUUGUCUUUUGUAGGUUCCACAGGUUCAACCACUAUUUCAUUCAUCUUGCCUGGUUUAUUUUAUUAUAAAAUUCACGAAAAUGAUCCUUGGAAACCAGGAAAAAUUAUCUCUGUAUUCCUUGCUUUGUACGGAAUCUUUGUUAUGACAGUUUGCUUACUUUUCAAUGUUACACGCUUACGAGUUUCUAAUAAUAUUGUGUGAUAGUCAAGAAACAAUGAUCUAUCAUAUUCUAAAGUAGAAUAAAAAAAUAAAAUAAAGGGAGAAAUCUGUAUUAUUAUUUAAGUCAAUUCAUUUAGGGCUUUAUUAUCUGGAUGGAUUUUUCAUUAUACACGUAAACAAUCAUAAUGGUGUAGAUUUGUCAUUUAUUUUAAAUUGAUAAUAAAG
Molecule: messenger RNA, 1709 nt
Organism: Cokeromyces recurvatus
Lineage: Eukaryota; Fungi; Mucoromycota; Mucoromycetes; Mucorales; Mucoraceae
Product: transmembrane amino acid transporter protein-domain-containing protein
Exons: 5
Coding region: 87-1526 (479 amino acids)
Biological process (GO): amino acid transmembrane transport
Cellular component (GO): fungal-type vacuole membrane
Molecular function (GO): L-arginine transmembrane transporter activity; L-tyrosine transmembrane transporter activity; L-lysine transmembrane transporter activity
Source: RefSeq, a predicted model, not a curated record